AUGUCUCUCAGUAGCAUUUACAUUUUCCUUGUUGGCUUUACUAAUUGUUUCUUUUUCGAAGUUUCUUGCUCAAAAUCUGAUUUCAGCUUGGACGGAGAUUACUUAUUGGGUGGCCUUUUCACUUUACAUGAAAUUGAACAAGCAACACCCCUGUUGUCCCCAGAGACCACUGAAUGUUUCAGGCACAGACCCUCAAAAUCUGGCUAUCAGAUGUUGCAAGUAAUGAGGUUUGCCGUGGAGGAGAUUAAUAACUCCACCACUCUUCUGCCCAAUGUUUCUUUGGGCUAUGACAUAUUUGACUAUUGUUCUAAUACAAAGAAUUUUCAUUCAGUCUUAAGUUUUAUCUCAAAUAAUGGAUCAAUAAAGCCUAAAGAAAAACUGAACAACCAUCAGCCUAAAGUGAUUGCUUUAACAGGGCCAUUUGAAAGCACACGAGCUAUUACUAUUGCAGAACUAUUCACAAUGGACCUUAUACCUAUGGUGAAUUAUGGAGCUUCUAGCAAUGCAUUAAACAACAAACUUAAGUAUCCUGCUUUUGUAAGAACAAUGCCUAGCAACAAAAACCUGAUAGAAAUGAUUAUUCAAAUCAUUCAAAGGUUUGGAUGGAACUGGGUUGCCUUUCUUGGUAGCCAAGGUGAUUACGGUUCAGACGGACUAAAGCUGUUUAACACGUAUAUAAGCAAUACUGGCAUUUGUUUGGGCUAUCAAGAGAUUCUACGCCUAAACGCAAACUACAUUCUAACACUUCAAAAGAUUGAAAUGCUCGAAAUCAAUGUCAUUGUUGUUUUUGCUCUGCCACAAUAUGCGAGCAAAAUUAUCAAAGCAGCCAUAGCAAACAACAUCCAAGACAAAGUAUGGAUUGCAAGUCAAGCAUGGGCUAUGAAUCAACAGCUUCCCAGAGAGCCAGGAAUUGGGAAAAUUGGCACAAUCAUUGGUAUUACGGAGAGAUUGUUGACAUUGCCUGGAUUUAACGAAUUUGUCUAUAAAGACAGGAGAUCAACUGUUGUCACCCAUAAUGAAGAGAGUGACAUCCAGAGUAAGACUAAGACAUGUAAUCAAGUUUGUGAUUACUGCACAUCGUGGACCGCAGAGGAGAUUAUAAAUGAAAAUCCCACAUCCUCUUUUGCCAUCUAUGCUGCCAUAUACACCAUAGCUCAUGCAUUACAUAAGGUUCUGCAGUGCGACACGAAUGGAUGCCGCAAAAACACAGUGGUAAAGCCAUACAUGCUAGUGGGAGAAAUUAAGAAGUUGAAUUUUCCACUCAAUGGUCGUCAGGUGAAAUAUGAUGAUAAUUAUGAUAUACCCAUCAAUUAUGCAGUUGUGCUCUGGCACACUGAUGUAAAUCAUCCACAGUUUGAGAUGGUGGGCACAUAUGAUACAUAUCCAGAAAUGACUUUAACAAUCAACAACUCUCUCCUGCCCUGGCAUAACAACGGUUCUGUUCCUUUCUCAAACUGCUCUGCUGAGUGCAAGGAGGGAUUUUCAAGGCAACCUGAAGGUUUUCAUAGUUGCUGUUUUACAUGUAAAAAAUGCCUGCCUAACAGCUAUGUGGAUUAUUCUCGGGACCCCUAUACCUGUUUUCCAUGUGCAGAGAAUGAAUGGUCUGAUGAAGGCAGCACAACAUGUAAGAGACGUUCUGUUGUCUAUCUUCAGUUCACAGAAAUCCCCUCAAUUGCUGUCAUGGUUUCUGCCAUAUGCAUAAUUAUUUUACUCAUUGCCAUAUUUAGCCUUUUCUACCACAAUUACAACACACCAGUGGUGAGGUCUGCUGGUGGUAGCAUGUGUCUUCUAAUGUUGAUAUGUUUGAUCUUGUCUAGCAUAAGUGCAUUAUUUUUCUUUGGAAAACCCACAUUUGCACAUUGCCUCCUGAGAAAGGUCAUAUUUACAUUUUUCUUCACUGUGUGUAUUUCCUGUUUAACUGUCCGUUCCUUUCAAAUUAUUUGUGUUUUUAAAAUGGCUGCUCAGUUCCCUAAGGUGCACAGCCUUUGGGUAAAGUACAAUGGACAGUGGCUCUUCAUUGCAUUUUCUUCUUCCAUUCAUUUAAUUUCUUGUGUGAUAUGGAUGACUGUCUCUCCUGGCAAACCCAUAAUUGACUCAUGGACUUUUAAAGAUCAAAUUAUGCUCAUCUGUGAAAUGGGGAACUCUAUAACAUUAACCAUAGCUGUGUUCAUAGGUUGGUUUCUUGGUUUCCUUUGUCUCCUGUUUUCUUACAUGGGAAGAGAUCUGCCAAAAAAUUACAAUGAGGCCAAACCAAUAACCUUCAGUCUCAUUUUGUACUAUCUUAGCUGGAUUGUGUACUUAACAGCAUACCUCUCUGUCAAAAGCAAGUAUGUCACCCUUUUGAAUGCAAUAGCCCAGAUAUCUAGUAUAAAUGGAAUUCUCUUUAGCUAUUUCAUACCAAAAUCUUACAUCAUAAUAUUCCAACCACAAAAGAACACUCCCGCAUACUUUCAAACAUCUAUUCAGAAUUACACCCAAACCAUUAGUAGGACUUAGACAUUAGUCUUUGUGUAUCUACCUUA
This is a messenger RNA of Rhinichthys klamathensis goyatoka, 2522 nucleotides long. RefSeq names its product taste receptor type 1 member 1-like. Bases 1 to 2496 code for a protein of 831 amino acids. The record is from RefSeq and is a predicted model, not a curated record. Gene Ontology annotation, cellular component: membrane. Gene Ontology annotation, biological process: G protein-coupled receptor signaling pathway. The transcript has 6 exons. NCBI's taxonomy places the organism in Eukaryota, Metazoa, Chordata, Actinopteri, Cypriniformes, Leuciscidae. Gene Ontology annotation, molecular function: G protein-coupled receptor activity.